Molecule: messenger RNA, 1194 nt
Organism: Phytophthora sojae
Lineage: Eukaryota; Oomycota; Peronosporomycetes; Peronosporales; Peronosporaceae
Exons: 3
Source: RefSeq, a predicted model, not a curated record
UCAUUUAUCAGGCGAUAUGCUUUCAACAUGAACAAGGUUGUCAAGCGCGAGAAGGGCGGCUCGCUUCAUACGAAGUGGCGGUCCUCUGGCCAUGAAGGCGGGUGUUCCUGGCUCAUUGCACUGAACCGCAAGCGUGAAUCAAAAAUAAGUGCGGGGACGAGCAAAACAAAGCGUAAGAAGCCUAAGUCUAAGUUUUCACAUGUUCCUGAUGGAGCCUGGUAUAUCUCGAAAAUUGCCGAUGGUCAUGCCCAGUUUUGUAGCAGUUCCGCGCGGAUAACGAGUGAAUUUCUAGAGGAACAGCCUGGUUUCCGUGCGGCUAUUGUAAAGGGCCACAGUACCUCAUUACCGCGUGUCGUCAACAACAUGAGUUUCCUGCAGGAAUUUGCCAAAGCCAAUGCUGGUUCUCAUGUGUGCUGCCAAUUGGAUGACAAGGGAAGGUUUUUUAGAGCCUUUUUAUCGAUCGGUAGUGUGGUGAGUAUCCAAGAUGCUUUAUUACCGGUCUGGGAGUGCGAUGGAACUCACAUGAAAGGUCCAAUGUACAAUGGAAUCUUUGCCGUUGCUUAUGUGCACAAGGAGACUGUUGGGAAUUUUGCGUGGUUUCUUGCGAACUGCAUUGUUGCGGGGUUGAAUCUACAAGACCGACCGACAUUUUGUGAUCGAGGUAAGCAGUUGGGUGCACAAGUGGUGUUGGCGAAAGUAGGACUGAAGGUACAUUUGAAGUUCUGCAGUGUGCACAUCCGUUUUAAUGUGAUGGACACGUUCAAAAGUCUGAAACUCAAUAUGCAGAGCGUGAAAAACGACAUCUUAGCAUUGCAAGACGCUUCAACUACUGCCGGAUUUGAUCACGUCGCCUCCAGUAUCGAAGGCCGGUAUCCUACUGGUAUCAGCAAGAUUGUUGCUGACCAGCUCGUGGAAGAGCAAGUCUUCCGUUAUCUACGUAGUAUCCAUCCUACGGAUUGGUGCGUUGUCGGCUACAUGCAGCCAACAGCGGAGGAAAAGAAAUGGCUGGCAGAUUCGUGGGAUCCCUUCUCUAGUCAUGGCGAUCCUUUGACGUUGUUUGGUGUUCGAACAACUAGUGCGGCUGAGGGGGAAAACAAUGGGUUGCUCUGGAAAGGUGUGCGAAAUAAACUUGUACUUGGCUCCAUGAUGACGUACUGCGCUCGGGCUAUUGAGGUCGUCCAAAAGCGUAAGGUG